GCUGCCGGCUAUCUCAGCCUGUCAGCUGUGCUUCCUUUCUCCCUAUAUAUUACCAUCAGCUGUGGAUUGAAGACUUUCACACAUAUAACCAACUGAGAGAUUGUCUUUGCUUUUGGACUAAGGAUUCCUUGUGUUUUGUUUCCUUGCCUUCUCUGCUUUGUAGUAUAAAUGUGUGGCAAUGGCUGGGGCACAGCCAGGGGUUCAUGCUUUGCAGCUCAAACGUGUUUGUGUCCCUGAAAACCUGAAGAAGGGCAUCAAGUGCAUCAAAUGGGAUGAUGAUUCCACACUUGUGUAUCCAGUUAUUCUUAAAAUGGAUCCAAAUGGAUUUUUCCUCUACUGGACAGAUCAAAACAAGGAGACUGAGCUAUUGGAUAUAAUUCUUGUGAAGGAUGCCAGGUGUGGGAAAUAUGCAAGAACGCCAAAGGAUCCUAAAUUACGCGAACAGUUGGAAGUUGGAAACUUCGGAGGACGACUGGAAUAUCGUAUGUUUACCGUUGUUUAUGGGCCAGACCUUGUAAACAUAUCGUACUUGAACUUAGUGGCAUAUCAAGAAGAAAUUGCAAAGGAUUGGACAGAUGAGAUUUUCAACCUGGCAACAAACUUGCUGGCGCACAACAUGUCCAGAGAUGCGUUUCUGGAAAAAGCAUAUACCAAGUUUAAACUUCAAGUUAAUCAAGAAGGAAAAAUUCCUGUUAAGAACAUAUACCGCCUAUUUUCUGCUGAUAGGAAACGAGUGGAAACUGCAUUAGAGGCUUGUAGUCUUCCAUCUGGCAGAAGUGAUUCAAUUCCUCAGGAUGACUUCACUCCAGAAUUAUACAGAGUCUUCUUAAACAAUCUGUGUCCACGCCCUGAAAUCGACAACAUUUUUGCAGAGUAUGGUUCAAAAAGUAAACCGUACCUCACUGUUGACCAGAUGACAGAAUUCAUUAAUAUCAAACAACGAGAUCCUCGAUUAAAUGAAAUUCUUUACCCACCGCUAAAGCAAGAACAAGUCCAACAACUACUUGAAAAAUAUGAGCCUAACAACAGUUUAGCAAAGAGAGGUCAGAUAUCCGUAGAAGGAUUUAUGAGGUAUCUGGGUAGUGAAGAAAAUGGUGUUGUACCUCCUGAAAAACUGGACCUGAAUGAAGAUAUGUCUCAGCCUCUGUCUCAUUAUUUCAUCAAUUCUUCACACAAUACCUACCUCACAGCUGGACAACUGGCUGGUAACUCAUCAGUGGAGAUGUAUCGUCAAGUACUCUUGGCAGGUUGCCGUUGUGUGGAACUGGAUUGCUGGAAGGGAAGAACAGCUGAAGAAGAACCAGUUAUUACACAUGGAUUUACAAUGACUACUGAAAUAUCCUUUAAGGAAGUUAUAGAAGCUAUUGCGGAAUGUGCGUUUAAGACAUCACCCUUCCCGAUACUUCUGUCCUUUGAAAAUCACGUGGAUUCUCCAAAGCAACAGGCAAAGAUGGCUGAGUAUUGCAAGCAAAUAUUUGGAGAUGGACUUCUGACGGAACAUUUAGAAAAAUAUCCGCUUGAGCCUGGUGUUCCUCUUCCAAGUCCUGUGGAUUUAAAGUAUAAAAUUCUCAUAAAAAAUAAAAAAAAAUCUCAUAAGUCUUCAGAUGGAAGUGGAAAAAAGAAGCUAGCAGAGCAAGCAUCCAAUGCGUGCAGUGACACCUCCGGCUCAUUUGAACCAUCAUCCCCUGGAGCGGGUGAAGCAGAUAUCGAGAGUGAGGAUGACGAUGAUGAUGAUGACGAUGACUGUAAGAAAUCUUCAAUGGACGAGGGGACAGCUGGAAAUGAAGCAAGUGCUACUGAAGAGAUGUCCAACCUGGUUAACUACAUCCAGCCUGUGAAGUUUGAGACUUUUGAGAUAUCUGCCAAACGAAACAAGAGUUACGAAAUGUCUUCAUUUGUGGAAACGAAAGGGCUUGAGCAACUAACUAAGUCUCCAGUGGAAUUUGUGGAAUAUAAUAAAAUGCAACUUAGUCGUAUCUAUCCAAAAGGAACACGUGUAGACUCAUCAAAUUAUAUGCCUCAGGUCUUUUGGAAUGCUGGUUGUCAGAUGGUGGCUCUAAACUUCCAAACAAUAGAUUUUUCCAUGCAACUGAACAUGGGGAUGUAUGAAUAUAAUGGAAAAUGUGGUUACAGACUCAAGCCUGAAUUCAUGAGGCGUCCUGACAAACAUUUUGAUCCAUUUACUGAAACAACUGUAGAUGGAAUUGUGGCAAACACAGUUUCAGUAAAGAUCAUUUCAGGGCAGUUCCUCUCAGACAAGAAAGUUGGGACAUAUGUAGAAGUGGACAUGUUUGGUUUACCUGUUGACACAAGACGAAAAGCUUUCAAAACGAAGACUUCCCAAGGCAAUGCUGUUAACCCAGUGUGGGAGGAGGAACCAAUCGUUUUUAAAAAGGUGGUGCUGCCGUCUCUAGCAUGUCUCCGCAUAGCUGCGUAUGAAGAAGGUGGCAAAUUCAUAGGGCAUCGGUUAUUACCUGUUUCAGCCAUUAGACCAGGUUAUCACUACAUUUGCUUGAGAAAUGAAAAAAAUGUGCCUCUAACGUUGCCAGCAAUUUUUGUUUACAUUGAAGUAAAAGAUUAUGUUCCUGAUACGUUUGCAGAUGUGAUUGAAGCUUUAUCUAAUCCAAUCAAAUAUGUAAACUUGAUGGAACAGAGAUCUAGGCAGUUGGCCGCUCUUACCCUUGAGGAUGAAGAAGAACUAAAGAAAGAGAUAGAAGCUGGGGAAGCCCCAUUAGAAGCUAACAGUGAGCCAAGACCAGCACCAUCAGAGAAUGGACUGAAUCAUCCUUCCACUUUAACACCAAAAUCCUCAUCUCAUAAUGUUCAGUCUCAACCAGUCCCAGGUUCUGUGAAAGUUCCUGCCAAAACGGAAGAUCUCAUAUUGAGUGUCUUAACAGAAGUAGAAGCUCAAACUAUUGAUGAACUCAAACAACAAAAGUCUUUUGUUAAACUGCAAAAGAAACAUUACAAAGAAAUGAAGGAUUUAGUAAAAAGACAUCACAAGAAAACCACAGAUCUUAUCAAGGAGCACACUACAAAGUACAAUGAAAUUCAAAAUGAUUACUUAAGGAGAAGAGCAAUUCUUGAAAAGACAGCAAAAAAAGAUAGCAAAAAAAAAUGUGAUACAAGUAGUCCAGAUCAUAACUCUUCAGUGAUUGAACAAGAUUUAAAUGCGUUAGAUGCAGAAAUGGCUCAGAAAUUAAUAGAACUGAAAGACCAGCAACAGCAGCAGCUACUGAAUCUACGACAGGAACAGUACUACAGUGAAAAGUAUCAGAAGAGAGAGCAUAUUAAACAGCUAAUCCAGAAACUCACUGAUGUUGCUGAGGAGUGUCAGAACAACCAGCUGAAAAAACUAAAAGAAACCUGUGAAAAGGAAAAGAAAGAGUUAAAGAAGAAAAUGGAUAAGAAACGUCAAGAAAAGAUUACAGAAACCAAGUCAAAAGAUAAAAGUCAGAUGGAAGAGGAGAAGACAGAGAUGAUUCGAUCAUAUAUACAGGAAGUUGUGCAGUACAUUAAAAGGUUAGAAGAUGCACAGAGUAAGAGGCAAGAAAAACUGGUAGAAAAACAUAAAGAGAUUCGUCAACAAAUAUUGGAUGAAAAGCCUAAGUUGCAGGUCGAACUUGAUCAGGAAUAUCAAGACAAAUUCAAACGACUCCCCAUGGAAAUUCAAGAGUUUGUCCAAGAGGCAAUGAAGGGAAAAUUCAGCGAUGAUGGAGAGCAUAGUUCAGCUUCCUGCAUCCUUACGCCUGAUAGUGGAAAAUCUCCUGUUUCAGAGAAUCACAAAAGUCAGGAGCAUGAAGAUGAAGUAGAAGAGGAAAUGCCACAAAAAGCGUUUGACACUUCUCUUUAAUGGGAAGGGAGGCAAAAGCCUGCCGUGUUUAUUUUGUAUUAUCAGGGGCAUGCCGGUUACACCUAUUGUCUGCAUUGUAUAGCCCCUGGCUAGCUUUUAUUGCAAGAUGUUUACUGUGCCAUGUGAGCGCACAUAAGGAGAAGUUUUAUGUCACAUACAAAAGUAAAAAAACUCUCUAUAUUAGUAUUCACUUAUGUUAGUCUUGGUGCAAAUUUGUGCAGCAGAUAAGAUGCACUUUGCGAAAAGCAUCAAAAGGUAUGUCUUGACAAAAGUGUUAAGGUAGAAACGUCACAGGAAUGGUUAGUGAAGACUAACAGAUGGUUGCCGAGCACACAUUUUGCUUCGAAGAACAAGUGCAUUGACCUCUAACCUAUAAUGUAUGUUGCGUAAAAGAAUAAUUGGCCAGAACGGUUUUGUGACCUAACUGCACCUAAACAGUUGUAGGAUUGUUUUAUGUUUGCACUGAAAUAUUAAACCUUUUGCUUUGCAAGCACUGGCUGCUUGCUGUUUUUGAUAUUAUACAGUAUGUACCUGUAAUAUAACUGCUGCUGCAAUUGCAGUUACUGGACAGUUUUUGAAGAGUUAGUGUAAUUAUAGUCAGAGUGAGUAUCUGUCAAAAUACAUACCAGUGGGAGGAAUUAUAAGUACAAAUGUUGGGGUGUAAAAAAGAUAUGCUGGUAUUGAUUUAGGGUUGGCUAUAGCAAGGACAGAGAGGACAGUACAAAUAAAACAUUCUAACCAUUGUUAUUUUUUUUUAGAACAAUAAUAAAUUAUUGUUUAUUAAAAAAAAACUACCAUUUUUUUUCUGUGGCAUUAGUGUUGUACUGUAUAAUGAAGUAGUCUUCGGAUAUAAAUUUCAGAAUUAUAUAUAAUAUAUAUAUAUAUUUUGCAGGAUCAAAAAUAUUGUUUUUAACUAUUUUUUUGUUUAAUUUCCUAAAAAUUGUAAAGGAAGUGGGAAAGAAAUUUGGAGGGAUAAAAAAAAUAUAUUAAAAUCUGGUGUUAUAUUUGGUUAUAUUUUAUUUUGCACCUGCUGAAAAAUAAAUAUAUAACUCUUGUAUUAUUGUUAAAUUAAUACUGAUUGCCUGUUUUCAUCAAUAUAAUAUAGACUAUAAACAUUCUUAAUUUUAAUAACAAGAUAGCAUCGUUACUAAACAUUUUAACAUAACUUAAGUUAUCUAACAAUUGCUACAAAAUAAAAUAAAUUGAAAAAACUAUCUAGAAAAAAAAAAUUAAAUGUGUAUCUUUAACUUAAAUUACAUUUUAAUAUAUUUAAAUUGAACCAUGGUUUUUCACCAUACUGAUCAUUUAUUUACAGUAUUUAUAUAUUUUGAAAGUAUAAUAAGCUCAAAUUAAAUUGUCUACAUAACA
Messenger RNA from Bombina bombina (fire-bellied toad), 5221 nucleotides. RefSeq names its product phospholipase C beta 1 (gene PLCB1). Gene Ontology annotation, molecular function: calcium ion binding; calmodulin binding; phosphatidylinositol-4,5-bisphosphate phospholipase C activity. NCBI's taxonomy places the organism in Eukaryota, Metazoa, Chordata, Amphibia, Anura, Bombinatoridae. The transcript is spliced from 32 exons. Gene Ontology annotation, biological process: memory; lipid catabolic process; phosphatidylinositol-mediated signaling. The record is from RefSeq and is a predicted model, not a curated record. Bases 179 to 3853 code for a protein of 1224 amino acids. Gene Ontology annotation, cellular component: cytoplasm; nuclear speck.